Brassica napus (rape) is the source of this 2036-nucleotide messenger RNA. RefSeq names its product leucine-rich repeat extensin-like protein 6. The record is from RefSeq and is a predicted model, not a curated record. Gene Ontology annotation, molecular function: protein binding. The transcript has a single exon. Lineage: Eukaryota; Viridiplantae; Streptophyta; Magnoliopsida; Brassicales; Brassicaceae. The coding region runs from base 354 to 1796 and encodes 480 amino acids.
GAUUGAUAAUUAGGGGGAUCAACGAACAUUCUUUGCUAAUUCUGACCUCAUCUACCAAAUAAACGAAAGUCAAAUCAAUGCUCCCCUGUCACCCAUUAGUUCUCUUGUUCUUUUUUUAUAAACUAAUUAAUCAUCAUUUUUUGUAACUGACUUAUUAAUCAUCCUUGUAAGAUUUUAAUAAACAUAAUUACAUUGACUUCAAUAUAUAACCACUAGAAAUGGAUCAUCUAUACAAUCUAUUUCCUAUAUCAAACAAAAUAAAAUUUCAACGGAAGUGGUUACACCCUUUCCUAUACAAAUACAACCUUAUACUUACUCCCAUUUCCAAAACACAAACAAAAACCAUCUAAAAAAUGAGAGAAGAAACUUUCUUGUUCCAAUGGCGUUUCUUAGCCUCUUGUUUCAUCUUCUUCCUCAUCCUUCCUCAAGCUUUCACUUACAAUACUCCUCCCAUCAACCCCUGCUCCCCACAUGCUCCUAAUUGGUUUCCUCCCAUCGCAAACCCAAGGCUCUUAAAAGCUUACGCAGCUCUUCAAGCUUGGAAAUUCACUAUGACUUCAGACCCAAACGGCUUCACCUCUAACUGGUGUGGUCCUCAUGUUUGUAACUACACAGGCGUCUUCUGUGCACCGACUCUAGACAACCCGUACCUCUUAACCGUAGCCGGUAUAGACUUAAACCAUGCCAACAUCGCUGGUUAUCUCCCAGAAGAGCUUGGUCUCUUAACCGAUCUUGCCUUAUUCCAUAUCAAUUCCAACCGGUUUAAAGGUCAACUCCCUAUGUCUCUAAACUGCCUCAAACUUCUCCACGAGCUUGACGUCAGCAACAAUAAACUCUCCGGCGAGUUUCCUUCCGUAGUCUUCACGUUACCUUCUUUAAAGUUUCUUGACAUUAGGUUUAAUGGUUUCUACGGUGAUAUUCCUAGCCAACUCUUUGACCUAAACCUUGACGCUCUCUUCAUUAACAACAACAACUUCCGGUUUAGGCUACCGGGAAACAUAGGAAACUCUACAGUUUCGGUUCUUGUCUUAGCCAACAACGAUCUCCAAGGAUCUUGUGUACCUCCGAGUUUCUACAACAUGGGGAAAACGUUACACGAGGUCAUUCUCACGAAUAGUCAGAUUAGCGGUUGUUUAAACCGAGAGAUCGGUUUGCUAACCCAGUUGACGGUUUUUGACGUGAGUUUUAAUAACUUGGUCGGUUCUUUGCCGGAGACUAUGGGUGAUAUGAAGAGUUUGGAGCAGUUAAACAUCGCUCAUAACAAAUUCUCCGGCUACAUUCCGGAGGGCAUCUGCCGACUACCGAACCUCGAGAACUUCACUUACUCGUAUAACUUUUUCUCCGCCGAGCCACCGGUUUGUCUGAGGCUUCAGGAGUUUGACGACCGUAGAAACUGUUUACCGAUGAGGCCAAUCCAACGGUCCCCCGCCGAGUGUAGAUCUUUUUCUUCAUAUCCUAUUAAUUGUGCUUCCUUUGGCUGCUCUCCGCCUAGUCCUCCACCACCACCACCGCCUCCUCCACCACCGCCACCACCACCGCCUCCUCCACCACCGCCACCACCACCACCGCCUCCUCCACCACCGCCACCACCACCGCCUCCUCCACCACCUCCGUCACCACCACCAUAUGUGUAUUCAUCGCCUCCUCCGCCACCAUACGUGUAUCCUUCCCCUCCUCCGCCACCAUAUGUGUAUGCGUCACCUCCUCCUCCACCAUGUGUUUAUCCGUCACCUCCUCCGCCAUCAUAUGUGUAUCCUACACCUCCGAGUACUCUAUCACCGCCGGUGCAUGACUAAGGCGUCUUUUGACCGAAUGGAAUGCCAUCUGUUUUACGUUACGUAACGCUAGUGUUCACUAAAUUGUUUCUUGUUUGACUAUUUAUUCUCUUGUAAUUCAUUUUUGAGAAGUUAACAUUAAAUGCUUGUGUGGAGAAUUUUUUAUUUAUUUACAAAUUGAUGGAAGUUAUGCAUGGUCUUCUGGGAAAGACGAAUUUGUUGGAUAGUUAUUUGGAGUGGAUGUUUUAAAAUUUCGUAAUA